This is a messenger RNA of Arachis duranensis, 462 nucleotides long. RefSeq lists its product as uncharacterized. NCBI's taxonomy places the organism in Eukaryota, Viridiplantae, Streptophyta, Magnoliopsida, Fabales, Fabaceae. The record is from RefSeq and is a predicted model, not a curated record. The coding region runs from base 145 to 462 and encodes 105 amino acids. The transcript has a single exon.
ACUCGCAGCUCAACAACACUUCCCUGUCACUCAAUUUCAACCCUUCACAGGAAACAAUCUCUUCAUUUGUUCCCUCGCCGGAACCCUAGCUUCUGCCAAUGGCAUCCAAGAAGAAAGCAAUCUGAAGGUAUAGCCUUAUUGUCCAUGUACAACGACGACGGAGACGACGAUAUGGAGGACGCCGAAGAAGAUGAAGAAGAUAACCAAGAGAUAGAUAUGCGCCACGAGCAGAACGAGGACGCCGCCGCCGGAGGAUUCGCUGCGGAGGUAAAUUUGACUGCCACCGACGCGGAUAGAAUGGCAGGGGUUGAUUCAAGUAACGAUGGAGUUGCGGACGAGGUGUCCACGCCGGCGGAGAAGCGCAGGUUUGGAACUCCAACGCCGCAGCGUGUUAACACAAACGAGUGGUGGCGGUGCUGCCGUCGGAUUCGACGAGGAGCGGGAGAGGAAAGCUUACUAUAG